UUUCUGAUCGCGAGGAGGAACCGAGAGAAGGAAGUGAUAGGAAGAACAAUUUCCGCCAGGUAUUCGAACGCUUACAUGUCGGACUCGGAAGGUAGCCCGAAGUUGUCGCGGAAAACAAACAACAGGUUUGUCUGAAAUAUUUCUUAUCGGGUACCGCGUGACAAGGGGCAAAGACCACUUUCCCUCGUGAUUUGGCGGACGCGUGACCUCCUUUAGCUCCUACACUUGCCACCAUGUGGGUCGGACUUGUCCCUGCCCUGCUGUGUGUGUUGGUUGUACCGCCCGGGGUACUGACCACCCCACUGGACGACUACGUCAACAAGCCGGACCCGCACUACUCCUACCACGAGGUGUUGGAAUGGCGUCUGAAGGGUCCCGGCUACACCAUGUACCUCCUCAACAUGACCUCACAACAGUGGCUCACAGAGGAGGAAGUUAGCCGUCCGAUCUGGUGGCAUUUCCUGACUGUGACUAUCCCAGACAACAUCACCCACCCUGAGGCAUCAUUCAUGUUCAUAGAGGGAGGAGGAAACGAUAAUCCAGACAGCCUCCCCGGCCAUAACGACAAUUUCAUCGAGCUGACCCAAAUGUUUGCGGUAUCAACAGGAAGUGUCGGCGCGGACCUGAAACAGAUACCCAACCAGCACAUCGUGUUUAAGAACGAUUCACUACGAAAACAACGAUCAGAAGACGCCAUCAUCGCGUUCACGUGGAAACACUUUCUGGACAACCCGGACCAGCCGGAGUGGCUACUCAGGAACCCUAUGACAAAGGCAGCAGUGCGGGCCAUGGACACAAUACAGGACUUUACAAAGAAGAUGACGGGGAAUCAGCCAGACAAGUUUCUGAUAGCAGGUGCUUCAAAGCGCGGUUGGACCACGUGGACCACCGGUGCGGUAGACAAGAGGGUGUUUGCUAUAGCUCCUCUAGUUAUGGAUCUUCUGAACUUACAGAAGAAUUUGCACCACUUUUACCGAGCGCUGGGAGGCUGGACUUUUGCUUUUGACGACUACUAUGACGUGAAUAUUACGGAAAGACUUGACGACCCAAAUAUAGAAAAGAUGGCAGCCAUCAUUGACCCACUCGCAUACAAGGAUCGUCUGACGAUGCCAAAGUACAUCAUUGGAACAGGAGGGGACGAGUUCUUCAUGCCGGACGAUUCUUACUACUACUGGGACCAGUUGGAAGGAGAAAAAUAUAGAAGAUGGAUACCAAAUGCCGAACACUCAUUAGCGGGCCAUGAAAUCAGCCUGUUCUUUGGAAUGCGGGCGUUUUUCUUCAGCAUUGUGGAGAACUCCCCGCGACCAAAGCUGACGUGGACGAGGGAAACGGGGGAAAGAAGUGGGAAGAUAACUCUACAUACUAACAUGGAACCUAUGAUCAUCCGGUCUUUCCACGCCCGCACACUUGAUGGAAAAAGACGUGACUUUCGUCUGGUGAACCAACCCCCCGGAGAGACGAAACCUCAGCCACAUCCCGUCAUCUGGCUGCCACAGGACGUACAACACAUGGGAAAUGGGACGUACGUUGCGGAGUUUGAUAUCCCCUCUGUCGGGUGGCUCGCGUUCUUCAUCCAGGCCACGUUCCCGGCUCCCCAUGGAACUGCUCUGGAGUUCACCACCGAGGUGCACAUCAUCCCGGAAACAUUCCCCUUCCCAGACUGCACCGGGGCUGCCUGCAGGGGGACUCUUCUGUAAACUCGUCAGAUGUAUUAAUCCAGAUC
Messenger RNA from Branchiostoma belcheri (Belcher's lancelet), 1723 nucleotides. RefSeq names its product autocrine proliferation repressor protein A-like. The record is from RefSeq and is a predicted model, not a curated record. Lineage: Eukaryota; Metazoa; Chordata; Leptocardii; Amphioxiformes; Branchiostomatidae. Bases 234 to 1697 code for a protein of 487 amino acids. The transcript has 15 exons.